AAAAAAAAAAAAAAAGACCAAACAGCAUCCUUAAUCUCAUUAUUAUUAAACCACACAAACAAAAGCUUCCUAAGUUGUUUUUCUCUUACUUUCUUCUUCCCUUUCCCAACUUUUUCUUCUUACAACUCUUUAUUACCUUAUUUCCUCCAAACCUUGAACUACCUUCUCUUUACUUUACUUCCAUAAAAAAGUAGCUAGUUUUGUUGUGUCAAUCAACAUGGUGCUUGGAAUUCUUUGGUGUGUUUUUUCAAACAAUUUCCAUUUUUUGUUGAAGGUAAGUGCUAAGUAGUAGAGAGUAGAGACCAUGCCAUCAACACCUAGCUAGCUUUUCAACUCAAAAACCAAAGACAAAUUUGGAACUAGAAAACAAAAAUCAAAAGUAAAUCACAACCUAGAUCCUUGUCUAUCUCUUCCUCUUUUCUAGCUCUUCUUGAUUCCUUCUUUUCAAUUUGCAAACAAUCUAGGGUUGUGACUUUUGUGAAGAUAUUCUUGAUUUGAAUCUUGAAAAAUCUCAUCUAGAGAAGAAGAAGAAGAAGAAAACAUCAUGGAUCAAGUAAGUGCACAAGGUCGUCCACUUCCACCUCCUUUUCUCACUAGAGACCUUCAUCUUCAUCCUCAUCAUCAAUUCCACACCAACCACCAAGCCAACGAUGAAGAACAACAAAGUGGUAAUGGCAACUUAAGCCGAGGUCAAAAGCGAGAGCGAAACAACAACGACGACAUCAACAACACUCCUCCGGGCGGAGAUGGAAAAGACGACGGCGGAAGUGGAAGCGGCGGUGGGGGUAGUGGUGGUGAGAUGGGAAGAAGACCAAGAGGAAGACCAGCAGGUUCGAAAAACAAACCAAAACCGCCGAUUAUCAUCACGAGGGACAGCGCGAACGCGCUAAGAUCCCACGUGAUGGAAGUCGCGAACGGAUGCGACAUCAUGGAAAGUGUGACGGUCUUUGCGCGGAGGAGGCAGCGUGGUGUCUGCAUCCUCAGCGGAAGUGGGACCGUCACAAACGUGACUCUCCGUCAACCAGCAUCGCCGGGUGCGGUAGUCACACUUCACGGAAGAUUCGAGAUUUUAUCUUUAUCCGGCUCGUUCCUCCCGCCGCCUGCUCCACCAGCAGCGUCAGGACUAGCCAUAUAUCUUGCUGGUGGACAAGGACAGGUCGUCGGCGGAAGCGUGGUGGGACCGUUGUUGGCUUCCGGUCCCGUUGUUAUCAUGGCAGCCUCCUUCGGAAAUGCAGCAUACGAAAGAUUGCCUUUAGAAGACGAAGAAACACCGGUGAAUGUUCAAGGAAGUGGAGGAUUAGGCUCACCCGGAACUCUGAGUACUCAACAGCAACAACAGCAGCAACAACAACAACUCGUUCAAGAUCCUAACAGCACUUCACCACUUUUCCAUGGUGUUCCUCAAAAUCUUCUCAAUUCAUGCCAAUUACCAGCUGAAGGUUAUUGGGGUGGAAGUGUUCGUCCUCCAUUUUAACCCCCCAAAAAAAGCUAUUCCCUUAAUCACUUCUCAUCAUGCUUUUUUCGUUUUAUCUUAAUUUGUUUUUGUUUCACUCUUUUACUUUCUCUUCAUCACUUGUUCAUUCUCCUUCUCAUAACUUAGUUUAAAUUCAAGACUUUUUCUUCGAUCAUGGUAUUGACUCUUCUUAAUGGUGUUGAAUUAAAGAACGAUGUAUAAAUUCAUGAAUUAAUUUUUGGUGGAGUUUGAAUUAUUUGAU
Molecule: messenger RNA, 1715 nt
Organism: Lathyrus oleraceus (garden pea)
Lineage: Eukaryota; Viridiplantae; Streptophyta; Magnoliopsida; Fabales; Fabaceae
Product: AT-hook motif nuclear-localized protein 22
Exons: 1
Coding region: 545-1474 (309 amino acids)
Biological process (GO): vegetative to reproductive phase transition of meristem
Cellular component (GO): nucleus
Molecular function (GO): DNA-binding transcription factor activity; minor groove of adenine-thymine-rich DNA binding
Source: RefSeq, a predicted model, not a curated record